CAGAAGAUAGAUAGUAGCAUGAAUACGGUUGAAGGAAAGCAACAGCCAACUAAAGGACACAUCAAGCAAAAGGGAAGGAACAAGGAAGAUAAAACCCAGGGGGGCAAACAAAAAGAUGGCCCAGCCAACUAA
This is a messenger RNA of Paraglomus brasilianum, 132 nucleotides long. The record is from the annotation of a GenBank genome assembly. NCBI's taxonomy places the organism in Eukaryota, Fungi, Glomeromycota, Glomeromycetes, Paraglomerales, Paraglomeraceae.